Hyalella azteca is the source of this 3820-nucleotide messenger RNA. It is a transcript of the gene Ras85D, whose product is annotated as GTPase HRas. NCBI's taxonomy places the organism in Eukaryota, Metazoa, Arthropoda, Malacostraca, Amphipoda, Hyalellidae. Gene Ontology annotation, molecular function: GTPase activity; GTP binding; GDP binding. Gene Ontology annotation, cellular component: plasma membrane. The coding region runs from base 157 to 744 and encodes 195 amino acids. Gene Ontology annotation, biological process: epidermal growth factor receptor signaling pathway; Ras protein signal transduction. The record is from RefSeq and is a predicted model, not a curated record. The transcript has 6 exons.
UCGAUAGAUGCAUAGAAACAGGGUGUGGAGUCGAUUGAAAAACUGAUUCAUGUUUCAUAUUAUGAGUUGUAACUUUAAAACCACGUUAUUAAUAUCGAUUUAGCCAACUGAUUUGAUAGUAUUAGGUAUAGUUAGAUAUUAGUCAGAAAUAUAACGAUGACAGAAUAUAAAUUAGUCGUCGUUGGAGCUGGAGGCGUUGGCAAGAGUGCUCUCACCAUACAACUCAUACAGAAUCAUUUUGUUGACGAGUAUGACCCUACCAUUGAGGACUCUUACCGCAAACAAGUAGUCAUAGAUGGAGAGACCUGCUUACUAGAUAUUCUUGACACUGCAGGCCAAGAAGAGUACAGUGCCAUGCGAGAUCAGUACAUGCGAACGGGUGAAGGCUUCCUUUUGGUAUUUGCCGUCAACAAUGAAAAAUCCUUUGAAGACAUUAGCACCUACAGGGAACAGAUAAAGAGGGUUAAAGAUGCAGACGUCGUACCCAUGGUUUUGGUGGGCAACAAGUGCGACCUGCCGACCAGGGCUGUGGACAUGCAGCAGGCUCGAGAAGUGGCUAAAAGCUACGACAUUCCCUUCAUAGAAACCUCCGCCAAAACUAGGAUGGGUGUUGACGACGCCUUCUACACAUUAAUCAGAGAAAUCCGAAAAGAUGUGAGUGCCAAAAAGCGCGACCGCAAAGGCCGGGAGAAGCACGGUCAAAAAGGACGUCGGCGUAUAUUGAAUAACUGUGUUCUAUUCUAAUGUAACUGGCCUUGCUCUUCAUCUCUUCUAUUAUAUUGUCCAGAGUCCUUUGUUUAUCGUUCAUUCAAUACCACGUCUUCGUAUGCUGUCCUUUCUGAACACUUUUCUACCCUCAAACACUUUUAUACCUUUUCUCUAUGUACCCAGCAAAUGUCAAGCACCUCUUCGCACACAUCUCGUCUGCUCAUCUCCUUUCAUUCCAUCAAAUUAUCAGUUCUAUUUAUUGGUCGUCUAAUGGAUUAGUCAGCAUAUUUCUUCUUAUCAACUCUUUAGUGAUCAUUACCCUCAUUUGGUUGACGAAGUUUACCAUCAUAAUUCCAUUCAUACUCCUUCUUUUCUCUUCGUUUUACUCCUGCAAAUUCCAUAACCCACACAACUGAGCCGCAGCGCUCAUAUCAAAUGAGGCAUCGCACAGCACUGAUGCUGCCACAACUGCACUGGCAGUGUUGCAGUUCCAUCAACUCUGCCACCUCAACUGUAAUGCCAAUGUUGUAGUUCCAUCGAUAUUGUUGCUCCUGUGUCGAUACCAUAACUACCGCAGCACUCAUCACCACCGCCACCACCACUAGUGCUGCUGCAGUGUUGGUACCAUAACUACUACAAUGUGGUGAUCAAUCAAGUGCACUGUGCUACAGUGCUACAUCAGUGCAAUGCCGUCAUGCAUGCAGUUCAUCGCUCUCUGGUCGUGCGCAUCUUCAGCCGCCAGGUUAUUCUAACCUCGUUACAUACUGUGUAGCAUUUAGCCUUAUUUCUCAGUGUAAUUUUUUACCAAUUGAAAAUUAGUUCUAAGCUAAUUUGUGUUUUUCUCAGUUAUACGCAAGACUUUUUCAUUCAAUAACGAGCUAUUCACCAGAAUUCUGUGCUCUGGUGGAAAUGGAGAAAUCUAUUGGGAAAAAAUUCAAUAACUAAUCGUGCAUACUUUUAGAAUUAAUUUUGUAUUCAUUGUCUUGUCUAAGUGAAUCGAUUGCGUUGUGCAUUUUUUAUUGCCAUUAAAUUGGCUCUCGGAGAUAUCAGCUCCGCAAAGUUUUGUCAAAAUUUUAGCGAUAGUUUUUUAUAUAAUGCACCGAUGGUGUGCAAUCUUUUUGGAAAUAUUUAGUUUCAUGCGCAGGAAUCACUCCAAGACACCACGCGCAUCUAUCUUAACAUUUUAUGCUCUCGGAGACGCAGCGAUUUGCGUAACGCUGUGGAAAGAUGAUAAAGAAAGCCGUUCUUGAAGGUAUCUGUGGUGCUUGUGAUCAUUCGAAAUUAUGUUCAACGUUGUGGAGGUGCUGAAGGGCCUUUGAGCUCUUCUCGUUAUUGUGUUACGAUGACGCUACAGAAAAUGGGUACGAUUAUAUCUUUCUUUCAAAUAACAUUGAAACCGCGUGUGUUUCCGGUUCGUUAUGACAGCAGUCCGUUGUACAUGACAAAGUAACAUUACAGUUGCCUUGAUUUGUGUGAUCGUAUUAUUUGGAAGUGUAUUAUAAAAGACCAGAGUGCACACAGCGUGACUAUUAUCUGGCCUCCGUAGGUCCAAGGAUUGUUGAUUGAUAGAAUGACGACACAGAAAAUGAAGUGGCCGUUUCAGUGUAAUAGGGAUCAAAGUGUGCAGUGAAAUUUGGCUGGUAGCUGGUUAACUAGUUUUAGAGUUGGAGGAUUAUUCUAUGGAGCAAUGCAUUGAAUAAAUCGGCUUCAAGUUAGGCUAGGAAUGUUCUCUUACAAUGCCUGACUUUAAAAAUCUAAAUGGCACAGUUCGACGAUUUUUGCUCACUUUCAUUUAUUUGUUUGUAAAUAUCUUAGGAAUUCUCAAGGUUUCACUGUAGAAUGUCAAAAUAUCGAGUCUUUUGUAGCAGAUGUACUCGCAGCUGGAUUGAAUUUUUAGCAAAUAUAUUUCAAAUUAAUCGUUUCCCGAUGCCGUGCGCCUUGCACAAGGGAUGAGACGUGUUGAAAGUUCCCAAGGUACACAAAAAAUACUGCCUUACUGAUUUAAUGACCGGUUAUGAUGUGAAUGAUUUGUGUUCAGCGUGGUGUCGAGCGGGCAGCAAGGCUUGCUAUUUUACAACUUUUAUUGGCAAUAUUAUUGAAUUUGUUCUUAUUAGUUUAAGGAAAUUGAUUCUCAAAUCGUUUUCAAUAUCUUAUUGAUGCAUCACUUUUUUUAGUGAGUUUUUUCAACUUUUAAAAUGUGUCUUUUGCUGAUAGAUCGUUUCACUACUCUUGUGGCCACACUUGGUGAGGAAAAUUACUCCUUAACUCCUUAACUUGACAGUUUCCACAACUGAAUUUAAACGUUGUGACAGCGACCUGCUUGUGCUGAGCAGAAACUCCUGCAAAAUAAAACGUGGGGUUCAUCUCGUGCACAAUUGUUAAUUAGGCGCACAAUUUCCUCGAUAAUUUUGUUUUUGGAAAGUAUCGGUAAGAUGACAAUCGUGAUCUGAGAGAUGUAAACUGUUGGGUAACAUGCGCCUGUAGCGGCGUUCCAGCUCGAAAUGGUAAUGUUCGUGUAAAAUUUUCUGUUUCACUAUACAGUAAAAAAGGUAUUUUUUGAUGCACUUGUAAGUUGAUAUUCCAGAACUGCAUCUUUCCAAAUGAAAAUUACCACAAAGUCUACAAGAGAAAUUUUUAACUGGCAAACGCAUGGUUAUCCUAUUUACACAUGGUAGUUUUACCUGCUCAGUAACAUUCACCUGCAGUCGCAAAAAGAGUAUUUUUCGCUCAAACGUUUGAAUUUUGAUUAUAAAAUAGGUGAAGCUCGUUGUGUUCAAGCUUAUCGUUGUGCUUACUUGUGUCCGGUGUUCUGUUUUUAAGAACUUUAAUUGAGGUAUUUAUGCCGAGUUGGGCUGGAACGAAAACUGUGCAUGAACCGACGUGAAGCUGCCUAAUCAUAUCGAAAUGGGGUAGAGGUGCAUGGGUAGUGUGUCGCAGCUGUGAGUCAUACUGUGAUAGGUGACGUACGUUCUCAGCUACUUAAAUGCUCAUUUUGUGUGCUAAACUCUGAAUCCAAUGACGUGACCCGUUUUAUUUUCUGGUGAGGACUGUAUCUUUACGUUUCUGUUCAUAGGGAUACUUUGUAAGUAAUAACAUUAAAGCUUAUGUGUCC